Sapajus apella (tufted capuchin) is the source of this 2534-nucleotide messenger RNA. RefSeq names its product putative testis-specific Y-encoded-like protein 3. Bases 131 to 1213 code for a protein of 360 amino acids. Gene Ontology annotation, cellular component: nucleus; chromatin. The transcript has a single exon. Gene Ontology annotation, molecular function: histone binding; chromatin binding. NCBI's taxonomy places the organism in Eukaryota, Metazoa, Chordata, Mammalia, Primates, Cebidae. The record is from RefSeq and is a predicted model, not a curated record. Gene Ontology annotation, biological process: nucleosome assembly.
ACAUCCGAGAAGGGGGCGCGCGGGGCGGAGCCUUCCGCCCACUGUCCUCCCGCCGACAGCCGCCCCUCUUGCCCAGCCUGCAGUCGCCCGCGCUCCCCGAGCCCCUCCAGGCCAGAGGCUCUCGCAGGCGAUGGCGGACGAGAGGGCAGGGACCCCGGAAGCCGCGGCGCGCCCGCCGCCCGGCCCUGAGCAGGAGGGGGACGCGCGCAUGGCCCCUGCGGCCUGGGCCCGAGAAGCUAUGGGGCGCGGGUCCCUCCACCCCGCAGCGGGCCUCGGGACUGCCCUCCCUUCCCCCAGGCGCGGGGAAGCGACCUCCGCGGCGACUGCCCUGAGCCUGGAAAACGGUCGGGUCCUGGACGAAGCCCCAGAAACCUGCGGUUCAGAAGGCCCGGGGGCUCGGGCGGGAGCCGGCGAGAAGGCCGAGGACGCGACCACGGAGGAGGGCGCCAUCUUCAAGGAGGAGGCCGCAGAGAAGGUGGAGAAGCAGCAGGUGGGGGAGAAGCUGGUGGGGGAGGAGAAGCAGGAGGUGGGAGCGGAGGCCCAGGAGGGCCCGGGACCACUGAACUUUGGUGUCCUAAUUGUGGACCCUCUGGAGGCCAUCCAGUGGGAGGCGGAGGCCAUGAGCGCCCAGGCCGACAGGGCCUACCUCCAGCUUGAGCGCAGGUUUGGGCGGAUGCACAGGUUGCACCUCGCCCGUAGGAGCUUCAUCAUCCAGAAUAUUCCUGGCUUCUGGGUCACUGCCUUUCUGAACCACCCGCAGCUGUCAGCCAUGAUCAGCCCUCGAGAUGAAGACAUGCUCUGCUACCUGAUGAAUUUGGAGGUGAGGGAGCUCAGGCACUCCAGGACAGGUUGCAAAUUCAAGUUCCGCUUUUGGAGCAACCCCUACUUCCAGAACAAGGUGAUAGUAAAGGAGUAUGAAUGCAGACCCUCAGGCCGAGUGGUGUCUAUUGCGACUCGCAUCCGGUGGCACCGGGGCCAGGAACCCCCGGCCCUCGUACACAGGAACCGGGACACUGUCCGAAGCUUCUUCAGUUGGUUUUCACAGCACAGCCUCCCAGAGGCCGACAGCGUUGCCCAGAUUAUUAAAGAUGACCUGUGGGCCAACCCCCUGCAGUACUACUUGCUGGGGGAUAGGCCCUACAGAGCCAGGGGAGGCCUCGCAAGGUGGCCUACGGAGGCCCCUUCUAGGCCUUACGGGUUCCAGUCCGGCUAGGUGCUGCCCUGGGAUGUGGGGCCUACAUAAAGCUCCUUCUGGCCUCCUGUGGGUGGUGGAUUUGGGCUCAGGCCAGUGGGGGGUGCUCUGCUGUCUUUCUGUUCUGUGCGCUCUGGCUCUCCAUGUUCGGUCGACUCAGAUCUCAGAUUGUGGCCCUUGUGGCCAGUCUCUGCUGUUUCCAUAUAGCCUCAUGCUGUUCUGUGUUAACAUCACAUGGCUGUCACAUGCGGCUGCAUCUACCCAGUGCUGUGGAUGUGCACUGCCAUCAUCUUUAUGGUAUGGACCAGUUACUGUGGCCAUCGCAGCCAUUUUUGACAAGGGCACCGGCAAGUCACUACUUGGAGGACAGUGCCUCUUUGAGGCCUAUGCUUCAAGCCCCCAGCCUGCCGGCCUUCGCAUGAGCGCUGGUUGUGCUUACAGUAGCUCUGCACCCUGGUUGUGGCAAGCUGAGUCUUAUCACCCAAGAUGAAGUGGGUGCAUUUGAUGCUGGGUGCCACCCAGACUUGGACAUUCCAUGGCCUCAAGAGCACAGGCCAGGCUACCACCAAGUGGACUCUUGGGCAUCUGGCAGGAUGAGCACACAGCCGGCUGCUGGGCAUGGGUGAGGUCAAGGGCAUGAAGCAGUGGACAGCACAUUCUUUGUGAUCAUACUGCUCCUCCUGCCCCACGGUGGUUGACAUCACAGCCUGCUACGGCUUGUGAGGGUCUGUUCUGUGCUCCACCAAUGCCUGGCCAUCACCUUUCCCGUGAAUUUUGCCCAGGCCACCAUCAGCCCUGUUGCCUGCUCCCAGGUCUACAGGAGCCUCCAUAACUGCCUGUGGACCUAGUUGGGCCACCUGCCAAUGCACAGGAGAGCCCCUGAUCCCCAGGAACUCUGCCAAACUGGCCUAUCUAGGCAUGUGAAUGAGGCAGGGGCAAGGACGGGAUCCCCUCCUCAGCCCCAGUUACUGGACCCCAUGGAAUCCAGGUACUCUGGCAGCCCCCCCGCCUCUACCUGUUAGGCUGCCAGGCUGUGGGCACUGGGGAGGGGGUCUUCCUGGUCAUGGGGCCUGUCUACCCAUACCCAGAUCUCACACCAUUUUUUCUUUAAAUGAUGGCUUUGAAACAAUAACAACUGAAGAAAAAGAUUUUUUCUUAAACUCAACAAGAAAGACUUUGGGCCGGGUGCAGUGGCUCACACCUGUAGUAACCCCAGCACUUUGAGAGGCUGAGGUGGGCGGAUCACCUGAGGUUGGGAGUUUGAGACCAGCCUGACCAACAUGGAGAAACCCCAUCUCUCCUAUGCAUCUCUCUGUGUUUCAGCCCAUUGGGGCAUUAUGCU